Messenger RNA from Aspergillus affinis, 810 nucleotides. Its product is annotated as 60S ribosomal uL2 domain-containing protein. Gene Ontology annotation, biological process: cytoplasmic translation. Gene Ontology annotation, cellular component: cytosolic large ribosomal subunit; ribosome. The transcript is spliced from 5 exons. Bases 1 to 810 code for a protein of 269 amino acids. Gene Ontology annotation, molecular function: structural constituent of ribosome; RNA binding. Lineage: Eukaryota; Fungi; Ascomycota; Eurotiomycetes; Eurotiales; Aspergillaceae. The record is from RefSeq and is a predicted model, not a curated record.
AUGCACUAUAAGUCAUCACUCGGUUCUUCAUUACAGAAAGUCGCCAUGGGUCGUGUGAUCCGCAACCAGAGGAAGGGUCGUGGAUCCAUUUUCACGGCCAACACCCGUCUCAACAAGGCCCCUGCCCAGUUCCGUACCCUCGACUACGCCGAGCGUCAUGGAUACACUCGUGGCGUUGUGAAGGAGAUCAUCCACGACCCCGGCCGUGGUGCUCCUCUCGCCAAGGUCCAGUUCCGUCACCCCUACAAGUUCAAGCAGAUCACGGAGACCUUCAUCGCCAACGAGGGCAUGUACACCGGCCAGUUCAUCUAUGCCGGAAAGAACGCUGCCCUGACCGUCGGCAACGUCCUCCCCCUCGCUUCCGUUCCUGAGGGUACCGUCGUUACCAACGUCGAGGAGAAGUCUGGCGACCGUGGUGCUCUGGGCCGUACCUCCGGAAACUACGUUACCGUCAUCGGCCACAACCCCGACGAGGGCAAGACCCGUGUCAAGCUUCCCAGUGGUGCCAAGAAGGUCAUCAAGAACACCUCCCGCGGUAUGGUCGGUAUCGUUGCCGGUGGUGGUCGUACCGACAAGCCUUUGCUGAAGGCUUCUCGUGCCAAGCACAAGUUCGCUGUCAAGCGCAACUCGUGGCCCAAGACUCGUGGUGUUGCCAUGAACCCCGUGGAUCACCCUCACGGUGGUGGUAACCACCAGCAUAUCGGUAAGGCCUCGACCAUCUCCCGCUACGCCGCCCAGGGUCAAAAAGCCGGUCUUAUUGCUGCCCGGAGAACUGGUCUGCUCCGCGGUACCCAGAAGACCAAGGACUAA